Messenger RNA from Macrosiphum euphorbiae (potato aphid), 252 nucleotides. NCBI's taxonomy places the organism in Eukaryota, Metazoa, Arthropoda, Insecta, Hemiptera, Aphididae. The record is from the annotation of a GenBank genome assembly.
AUGACACGUUACACGAUCGGCGCGUCAUGGGAGACCGCGGUGUACGGCACGUACAGCACAGUACUCGCGUGUGAUACCCCACCGAAGUCGUGUACACGAUUACCACUAUCACGGUUGUACGACAACACGUGGCAAUUAUUGAGAUCGUUUUCAACCUCGAUGACGGAUUGUCGGGCCGUCGACGCGGGGAAAACAAUCCCCCAGAAGGGUGUGAGUAUGUUGGGUUAUCUAGCGGAAGAGAAAAAAGCGUAA